AUGGUUCAUCGCCUUAACCCCAUCUUAUUGAGCAGGUACGUUAGUAUCAACUCCCUGCCCCCUCCACCCAUCUCGCAUUCCCCCUCCUCACCUUUUUGUCUCUUCUGACUUUAUGUGUCAAAGAGUUCCGAGCCGUUUGAUACCAACCAACAUGCCAUUUGGUGAUGGCCGCGUGUUCCGCAUCUGUAAUGUAGUCUCACGCGUCGACUACCUUGGGUUGUUAUGCCUGAUGCAUCUAUUCUAGAUCAAUGCCUAACACCGCCCUGCGUAUUUAAAUUCCUCAUUCGACUUAUAUGAUGAAUGCUCGCCGUUUUGCAGGUUGUGCGCACCGCCAAUACUGAUAAAAUUUAUCUUAGUCCGUAGCCGUUGCUACUAGGUCAGUGAGCAUGAUGGUAAGAGCUUAUCAGCAAGGUGUUGAUAAAAGGGAAUUGUGCUAGUGAUUGCUAGCAUGCUAUGAGUUGUCCAGUAAAUUGAAACAAAACGUAUAGUGAAGUCAAUUUGGCAAACACGUGUUUUCGAUAACUCUUCAUCAGGCCAAAACGGUUGCAUAGAAGUUUAAAUUAUGCGAAGUUUCAGGGCUUAUAAGUGAUUCAGGGAUUAUUAACACCCAUCAUUCCCACGCCACUCGCAUGACGAGGCGUGCUAUGGCAUGGUCGGCGUUUCGUGGUCAUUGGGUCAAGGGGGCAAGGGAGAGGGGAGACAUAGGUUGUGAGUAAUGUUUGUACUUCGGAUACGUUGUGCACACACCACUGCCAUCAGGAGGUUGGGGUCGGCGUUGACCACGGAAGACAGAGCGCCUGUGUCAGAGUCUUCUGACAGCAUAGCACUGGAUUGGCUAGCCGUAUAGCCACUGCCUCGGCUGUGGCUAGCACCCGUUGGCGUAGGCCCCUGGAGAAAGAAUUUAUUGACGUCGAAUGCGCGUAUUUCCUUUGCUUGGUUUUUUACGUGAUGCAGUGGUGGGAGACAGGCAAAGAGCCGUCGAAUAUCAUUCUUCUUCAAACCAUGUCCUUCUUUAAAUAUGCUUUUUUAUUUUACCAACAACGCGAUCGGCAUGCUUCACUAUGUUCAAGAGAAUAAUGAACUGCUACCUGACGGACGCAUGUGCGCAGUACCGUCCCAUACAGCUCUAAGUACUGCUGCCUCAUCCUGAUUUCAAACCAUUAGUUGUAUCUCGAAAGCACGUUAAAGUAGGAAAGGAGACAUGUUGACCCAAUUUAUCCAAGAAUAUAUCUGGGGGUAUAAUUAAUCUCCAAAGGGGCAGAUUUUUUGUUUCGCUCGGGCCAACUCUUCCCAAGCGAGUUAACUAGUUUAGUGGAGCCACUGCUGGCAGUAGUAGCUUUCACAUGCAACUGUUUAGAAACCGGUUACAGGAAGGUCUCAUCAAACAACUAGUAAAAAGUGUCGGAUGAAGUUAAAAUCUUAGGAAAUUAAAAAGGACAAAUGUGAGACUUCUGCAUUUCUUGAAACGUCUUUUUCAGCCUAUUUUUUCUUCAUCCCACAGGUCCUCUUUCUCUUUUUUGGCCGCAUUUGCUGUGCACUCAAGGACUUCCACUGGCUCGCUCAUUCUGUCGCACAGUUAUUUCUCCGGGCCCGCCUCUCCCCAAGCAGGCAGCCAAUCUCCCAUGUUCGCUUUUCGAAAGGACACCCCCCAUCGCUCUCUUCUUCUGUUUCGCCUACCGCUUUGUGAAUAA
Spirometra erinaceieuropaei is the source of this 1691-nucleotide messenger RNA. NCBI's taxonomy places the organism in Eukaryota, Metazoa, Platyhelminthes, Cestoda, Diphyllobothriidea, Diphyllobothriidae. The record is from the annotation of a GenBank genome assembly.